Molecule: messenger RNA, 2266 nt
Organism: Podospora pseudocomata
Lineage: Eukaryota; Fungi; Ascomycota; Sordariomycetes; Sordariales; Podosporaceae
Exons: 3
Coding region: 209-2266 (685 amino acids)
Source: RefSeq, a predicted model, not a curated record
CCAUCGACACAAAACCACAGGAUGACGGUGACGGAGGCUAAGGGGGUAAGAAGCCCUAAUCGGUCUGGUUUGGUAGGGUAUUUGGAAAUGUUGAGGGGUUUGGCGGGCCAAAGACCAAAAACAUUUAUUCCCAGUUCCAGGUUGUUUUCUUCCCAAACCCAGUUCUCGAUCUUCGCUGUCACGAGCCUCUGUCGAGCACAGUGGCAAAAUGGACGGAGCCGAAUCAUACGUUCACCCUCUGCUGUCCGUAAUGAGCUUCGAUGAUGAGUUCAAACUGCGCGCAAACUGGGUGAACAAAUUGAGCUCACAGGAGCAGUCAUCAAGAUCCCCCAGUCCAAGCAGCGUCACUCCGUCAGAAGGCAGCUCGACCAACUUUUGCGAGUAUGCCGCCUCCACAACAAGCAGCUGGGCGACCUCGGCCGGACCAGGGACGGAAUAUGGAUUUCAUGAGGAAGAGGAGGUCAAGCCUGGGGCCAACGAAUUGCCCAAAAUUCCACCCCAACGUCCAGAAACACCAGCAGACCGAUUGAACCGAUCCCUUGGUCGAAGUCACUCACCGAGUCUUCCCAGUUCUUUACGAAAAUCAUUCUCGGCUGCUGACAGAGAAGCCGACGAGGCAGACGAGAUCGACGAAGAUGUCGAGUCGGAUUUCGAUGCCGAUGAGAGCGGGUGUGAGACAGCCCGGCUCGAUGAAGAGGACGAUGAACAGGAGGAUAAUUCCGACCAGGAUGAUGACGAUGACGAAUGGAGUGGUGAAAACGGGAAUCUAGAGUCUCUCGUGAUCUCGGCUGUGGACAAGGACUAUUCUCUGGCAGCCUUUUUGAUUCCGCUGCUUCACCGCGACUUCAACUUGGCUCUCAAGAGUAAAGUGGAAAACUGGCGAUGUGCAGCAUCUCAUGCCGGAGCAGGGGAUGGAGCCAAACACGAGUCCUCCCCAGCCAAUACUUCGCCGUCCCAGGGUUCGGGUUCGGGUCCGUCUCGCAAAAGGAGGCGUACAGACUCGGACGAAGGGGCGAGGGACGGCCGAGACAAGGAUCAAGACGAAGAAGACCAAAAGGACCCUGGAGGCGGCAAAAUGGGACCUCCUUCCACCCCUCUCAGCGGAAACACUCGCGAGCCGCUGCUGGCUUGUCCGUUUCACAAACGGGAUCCAAUCAAAUACAAUGUCCACGGCGAUUCCGGGUCUGGCAAGAAGCAUCGGUACAGACCUUGUACAGGGCCAGGGUUCAAAUCUAUCCAGCGACUAAAGGAACAUCUCAAGCGAACACAUUCUCCCGUCCAAUGCGAAAGAUGCAAAGAAACAUUCAACCCAGGAAAGGGGGGAGACCGUGCAGAAUCCCUCAACAAGCUAGCCGAGCACCGCAAGAGCGAGGUCCCCUGUCCUCUUCGGGACGCCUCUCUCAAAGAAGGGGUUGACGAAGUUCAGUGGGCCAUGCUGGACAAGCAGAACCGGAAGAAGAACCAAGAGGUGCACCGGGUGGAGAAGUGGUUUGAGAUUUGGGACGUUUUGUUCCCAGAGGUUGCCCGGCCAGAAAGCCCAUGGCACGAGAUACCCUCUUCGUUCACCUCGGGAACCCCAAAGGACGGCGAGGAUUACUUUGUCGAUCUCUUUUUCAACAUCCUCGACCACAAGAUCCAACAAGGUGACAUCCCCCUACCCGGCUCUGACCCUGCCGACCCCAAUUCGUCCAACAAUCGCAACCUGGAUCUCCUCCGGGACCGCCUCAAGACCGUCGUCCAAAACACCUUUCGGAUGUACGUCUCGAUACGCGAGAACCUGUCCCCAGAGACAUCGUCCAGUCAAAGCCAGAGCCUCAGUCACGGCCACAACCGCCAGCCCUCAUCAACCUACCGGUCAACCGGCACGGGCAGUCUCAGCGCGUCACUUCUCCAGCCGCCAUUACCUUCCACCGCGCCAACUUCAGUCACCAGCGGAACUCCUCAGCAGCAGCAACAAAGCCCCGCGGCCACCUAUCUUCCGCCGGGGGCUGCGUAUGGGAUGGCUCACUCCCAAUUCAUGCCUGCCGUGUCCCCGGCGGCAUUUACGGGAAUGGCAGACGACGGGACAGCCACAGCCAUGACGGCAAGCCCCUAUUUCUUCCACGCGGGCAACAACAUGUUUACGCCACAGGGAUACUGGCUUCAUCAAGUCCCGGCCGCGGCCAAUCACCCGCAUGCCGUGUCGUUUCCGCACCAGGGGCAUCUCCAGACCGCAGCUGAGACGUGGCUGAACUGGGGACAUGCUGGUGGAGAUGGGGAGCAGUGA